UCAGAGUGAAUUAAGGAGUUGAGGGGAGAUUCCCACGUCAAGUGUCAAUGGGUCUGAUGGACCAGCUCUCUGUAUAAAAGACAGGUCAGAUCAGACCUCAGACAUAUAGCCAGAGCAUCAGCUAGACUUCUGACACAGAACCAGACUAGAGCAUCAGAGACCAGAGCAUCGGAGACCAGAACAUUAGAGACCAGAACAUCAGAGACCAGAACAUCAGAGACCAGAACAUCAGAGACCAGAGCAUCAGAGACCAGAACAUCAGAGACCAGAACAUCAGAGACCAGAGCAUCAGAGACCAGAACAUCAGAGACCAGAACAUCAGAGACCAGAACAUCAGAGACCAGAACAUCAGAGAGAACAUCAGAACAUCAGAGACCAGAGCAUCAGAGACCAGAACAUCAGAGAACAUCUCAAACAAUACAAUCUUCAGCAUCUCAACCAUCUCUGAACCAUGAAGACCCUGACUGCUCUACUCCUCCUGGGACUGCUCUGCUCCCUCCACACGACGUCUGCAGGUGUCAUCGCGUUGGAAAUAGCACCUGACUGCUGUGUGAAAUUCAGCGCGAGGAUCCCUCUUCAACAAGUAGUUUCUCUCAGAACAACCUCCAGUAGCUGCCCUCGCAAAGCACUGAUUUUCACCACAAAGAAAGGGAAGACAUUUUGUGUUGACCCUUCUGAAGCCUGGGUCCAGAGUCAUGUGACUAAGAUUGAGAGCAGAUCGACUACUGCCAAGACGACGAUGUCAUCAACUACCAUCACCCCCUAACACCCCAACCCUUGUUGGUGCACUUUAAAGGGAAUAGGUUGCCAUUAGUGACACAAACCUUGUCAUGCAUGUCAAUACCCUAUCUGAGAUUGGUAUAGAGGAGGCUCAAUGUAAUGUACUAGGUUAAUAUCCUAUCUGAGAUUGGUAUAGAUUAGGUUCAAUGUAAUGUACUAGGUUAAUAUCCUAUCUGAGAUUGGUAUGGAUUAGGUUCAAUGUAAUGUACUAGGUUAAUAUCCUAUCUGAGAUUGGUAUAGAGGAGGCUCAAUGUAAUGUACUAGGUUAAUAUCCUAUCUGAGAUUGGUAUAGAGGAGGCUCAAUGUAAUGUACUAGGUUAAUAUCCUAUCUGAGAUUGGUAUAGAUUAGGUUCAAUGUAAUGUACUAGGUUAAUAUCCUAUCUGAGAUUGGUAUAGAGGAGGCUCAAUGUAAUGUACUAGGUUAAUAUCCUAUCUGAGAUUGGUAUAGAGGAGGCUCAAUGUAAUGUACUAGGUUAAUAUCCUAUCUGAGAUUGGUAUAGAUUAGGUUCAGUGUAAUGUACUAGGUUAAUAUCCUAUCUGAGAUUGGUAUGGAUUAGGUUCAGUGUAAUGUACUAGGUCUAGGAUAUACUAAUUGUUUAUUUUUCUAUAACUGUAAACAUAUUUGACAUGUAACUAUUCAGUAAACUAUUUAAUAUUUUAUAUUUAGUAAAGCCGUUGAAAAUUUCAAACAUCCUGUGAGAGUGGUUCAUAUGAUUCAAUGAAUGUAUUAAUGGAUAUAUAUGGGUUGUAACUAGGUCUAUUCUACUAUACUGAUAUAUAGAUAUUAAUAUAUAGAUAUUAAUGGGUUGUAACUAGGUCUAUUCUACUAUACUGAUGUAUAUAUUAAUGGGUUGUAACUAGGUCUAUUCUACUAUACUGAUAUAUAUAUUAAUGGGUUGUAACUAGGUCUAUUCUACUAUACUGAUGUAUAUAUUAAUGGGUUCUAACUAGGUCUAUUCUACGAUAAUGAUGUAUAUAUUAAUGGGUUGUGUACAUGUUCUCAAUCUGCAGCUGUUUAAAUAAAUCAAGUACUCUGAAUAAUU
This is a messenger RNA of Oncorhynchus keta (chum salmon), 1823 nucleotides long. RefSeq names its product C-C motif chemokine 13-like. Gene Ontology annotation, molecular function: CCR chemokine receptor binding; chemokine activity. Gene Ontology annotation, biological process: positive regulation of GTPase activity; positive regulation of ERK1 and ERK2 cascade; inflammatory response. The coding region runs from base 452 to 766 and encodes 104 amino acids. NCBI's taxonomy places the organism in Eukaryota, Metazoa, Chordata, Actinopteri, Salmoniformes, Salmonidae. The record is from RefSeq and is a predicted model, not a curated record. Gene Ontology annotation, cellular component: extracellular region. The transcript is spliced from 3 exons.